This is a messenger RNA of Paecilomyces variotii, 2389 nucleotides long. Its product is annotated as putative siderophore transporter. The transcript is spliced from 4 exons. Gene Ontology annotation, biological process: transmembrane transport. The record is from RefSeq and is a predicted model, not a curated record. Bases 141 to 1928 code for a protein of 595 amino acids. Gene Ontology annotation, molecular function: transmembrane transporter activity. NCBI's taxonomy places the organism in Eukaryota, Fungi, Ascomycota, Eurotiomycetes, Eurotiales, Thermoascaceae.
GCCUUAAUUGUGAAAGAGUCCAACUUGGAAAUGUCUUAAGAAGCCUCGUGUCGCUGAUAGCAUGGAUUCUGAUUUAGUAUUUUCAUUCAGCAUAGUCCUUCUAUCAGAGCCAGAGUGGAGGGACACUUCCCAAACUGAAGAUGUUGUCCAUGUUGAAGAGGGUCUUUCCAGCUGCGGAUUCUGCUUCUCCAGGUCCUACUGGAGACCAUGAACUCGCAACCGCGGACACUUUAACGAAGACAGAAUCAAAGUUGCCAGCUGAAAAAGUCGACGACGCCGUUAAUGACCAGCUCCCUGACGAGUCAGCCCAAAACGGAGUAACACAAGCCGAAGCUAUCACCUUAUCAUGGACAAAGACAUCUUUGGGAGCAGCGUAUAUCUUAAUGUUUCUCUUAUACUUUGUUAAUGCUUUUCAGUCCUCAAUCACUAGCAACUUGUCGGCCUACGUGACCAGCGGAUUCGAGUCGCACUCCCUAAUUCCAGUGAUCUAUGUCGUAUCCAGCGUCAUGUCAGCAGCAACCUAUAUGCCUGUCGCGAAAAUACUGAACCUCUGGGACCGCUCUCUUGGAUUCCUCCUCAUGGCAGUCUUCGCCACUGUGGGAUUGAUAUUGUCUGCUACCUGCACGGGCAUCGCAACCUACUGCGCAUCGCAGGUAUUCUACAGUGUUGGAUUUUCCGGUAUGAUCUUUUGCGUCGACGUCAUCACAGCAGACACGUCGACGCUGCGCGAUCGAGGUCUUGCGUAUGCAUUCACUUCCUCGCCUUAUAUCAUCACAGCAUACGCAGGUUCUGCUGCUUCCCAGCAUUUCUACGAAACCAACUGGCGUUGGGCAUACGGCUGUUUCGCUAUUGUCCUUCCUGUUGUUGCAUUGCCAAUGUUUGGUCUCUUGCAGUAUAAUCGCUACAAGGCGAAGAAGAAGGGGCUCCUGCGUAAGAAAGAAGCGAGCGGUAGAUCUCUAAUGCAAAGUAUCAUAUUUUAUACUAUCGAGUUUGACAUCCUGGGUGUGUUCCUUCUGACCGCUGGACUGGUCCUUUUCCUACUUCCCUUCACCAUCGCUGGAUCUACUGCCGACGAUUGGAGGUCUGGCUCGAUCAUUACGAUGCUUGUGAUUGGCAUCGUGUGCUUGAUCGCCUUUGCUUUGGCAGAGCGCUUCCUUGCUCCAGUGCCCUUUCUUCCAUGGAAAUUAUUGGUCUCCAGAACGGUUCUUGGUGCUUGUCUCAUAGAUGUCUGUUACCAGAUCGCAUACUACUGCUGGGCCGACUACUUCACCUCCUAUCUGCAGGUCGUGUACGGAACAAGUAUCGAAGUUGCAGGAUACAUAAGCAGCAUCUUCGACGUGGUUUCUGGAGUCUGGCUUUUAGUUGUGGGAGUUCUGAUCAAGAAAACAGGCCGUUUCCGAUGGUUACUUUGGGGAGCAGUACCUCUCUACAUGCUUGGAGUCGGCUUGAUGAUCUAUUUUCGCAACCCUGACCGGUCUGUUGGCUAUACGAUCAUGUGCCAGGUAUUCAUUGCGUUUGCUGGCGGUACUAUGAUUAUCUGCCAACAAGUUGCCGUCCUAGCCGCAUCAGAUCACAAUCAUGCUGCUUCAUCCCUCGCAUUCCUUAAUUGCUUUGGCUCUAUGGGAGGCGCGAUUGGAAGUAGUAUCUCAGGUGCUAUCUGGACGCACACUUUGCCUGCAGCAUUGAAGCGUCUACUUCCUGAGUCCGCCAAGGCUGACUGGGAAACAAUCUAUGACUCGCUUGAAUCGCAGCUGAGUUACCCAAGUGGCGAAGAGACUCGACACGCCAUUUCCCUUGCUUAUGCAGAGGCACAGAGCAAGAUGUUGAUUGCUGGGACUGCGAUUAUGGCUCUUUCCCUUAUUUGGAUGUUCGUGAUCAGGGACAUCAAGCUUACUAAAGAGACACAGACCAAGGGUGUCUUGUUCUAGUCACUCUCUCCCUCCUUAUUCUUCUUCUUCUUCUUCUUCUUCUUCUUCUCUCUCUCUCUCUCUCUCUUUAUUUAUUUUUUAUUUUUAUUUUUAUUUUUUUGCGCUACGGUACAAUGGAACAUAGCCAUGAGCUAUGAAACCCAGAAUGAUGGAAGCAUUUGAGGAAACGGGGAGUUAGUCAUCUUCGUCAACAUUUAGUUAUUUGAGUUGUCCCAAAUACCUGUCUAUCGUUGCUUUACAAGAAAUUCAUUUGGAUGUCACGCUAUUUCAGCAUUGCACCUGCUUGAAGAUGCUUGAAUUUCCAACAAGUUUGCACCUACAUUUUUGGCAUUCAUUGAUGGUAUCCGAUACAACACAACCGAGCAGGUGCUUAAAAGAUGUAUUAGAGUUACCUGGCAGAGAGGAAUAUCCGGACAUUAAAUAAUAGUUUCGUCUCCCAGGGAAAACGCUCAGCCCUAAGA